Odontomachus brunneus is the source of this 2017-nucleotide messenger RNA. RefSeq names its product lysophospholipid acyltransferase 2 (gene oys). The record is from RefSeq and is a predicted model, not a curated record. Gene Ontology annotation, biological process: lipid modification. The transcript is spliced from 10 exons. Gene Ontology annotation, cellular component: membrane. Gene Ontology annotation, molecular function: acyltransferase activity. Bases 407 to 1636 code for a protein of 409 amino acids. NCBI's taxonomy places the organism in Eukaryota, Metazoa, Arthropoda, Insecta, Hymenoptera, Formicidae.
GCGGCGGCGACGGCGGCAGCGUCGGCGGGCAUUCCGGUUUCGGUUGUAGUCACUUGAUCGCGCGUACGUUCGUGUCGUCGUCGCGCCGUCGAUUGCAUUGCGUACGCGUAUCUGCCGGGUGUCAACAUUAAGUUGCAUCGCGGCUGACGUUUCGCCGCUGCUCGUCCGCCGACACUUUCGCGUCUGUCUUUGUUUCUCUUUAAUCUUCGUGUCUUUCAUCGCGCGAAUCCUGCGACUAAUCACGCGACCGCGACAUUGGACCAUUUCCGAUCGUUGACCAUGGCAUCGGCUGUGGACUACUAUGACGGCUUUCGCACCUUCUCCUGGCUCGCGGAUUUCAUAGGAUUACCGAUCGACCAGGCAGGCAAUUCAUCUUGCUGCUCUGCCCGCACUGUGUUACAUAGCGAUGCGCACACAGAAUCCCCGUAAUAUGCAGAGGGUCGUCCUCGCAAUAGCGUUGAUCUACUUAUCGUGCAUUCACUGUCACCGGCAGAUCUACGAUUACGGGUCGUAUACACUCGACAUCACCGGUCCUCUCAUGGUCAUAACGCAGAAAGUAACUAGUCUAGCGUUCAGCAUUCACGACGGGCUCACGCGACGCGAAGAGGAACUGACACCGAUGCAGCGUCAUCAGGCUGUACAAAAAAUGCCAACAACUUUGGAAUACUUCAGCUAUGUCUUUCAUUUUCAAGCUCUGAUGGCUGGCCCAGUGAUAUUUUAUCGUGACUACAUCGAUUUUAUACACGGACAUCAUAUGCCGGGUGCAAAAUCUCUGGUUGGUUUUUAUGACAAAAAGAAUGAAAUGUCUGAAAUCGUGAUGGAACCAUCUCCGACGCUAGUCGUGGUAAAGAAAAUCGUAGCGAGUUUAAUAUGCGCCGCUAUAUUUAUCACGUUUAUUCCAAUCUACCCAAUACAACGAAUGAAAGAGGACGAAUUCCUGAAGAACACAACUGCCAUUUACAAAAUAUGGUAUUUAAUAUUAACGACCAUGUUCGUACGUUUUAAGUAUUAUUACGCUUGGAUAUUUGCCGAUGCCAUAUGCAACAAUUCCGGCUUUGGGUUCAAUGGAUACGACGAGGGCGGCAAUGCGCGCUGGGACGCAGCGUCCAACAUUGACGUUUACAAAUUCGAGAUGUCGCUCAAUUUUAAGGGCAGCGUUGAACAUUGGAACAAACGCACAAAUCUGUGGCUGCGAUUAUUAGCAUAUGAGCGAGUCAGUAACAACAAAAUAUUUUACACAUAUUUCCUCUCCGCUCUCUGGCACGGUUUUUAUCCUGGCUAUUACCUCACAUUCGCCAGUGGAGCAUUCUUCACUGUUGCAGCGCGUGUGGUUCGCCGUUACGUUCGUCCGUUCUUCCUGGAGUCUGAACGAAAGCAGACCUUUUAUGACGUAUUAACAUUCACCAGUACGAGGAUUGUAAUGGCCUACACAACGUUCAGCUUUGUAUUAUUAGAGUUCGUGCCAAGCAUCAAAGUGUACCUGUAUUUGUACCUGUUCCCGCAUUUAUUGGGUUUGAUCGCGAUAAUUCUUCUACCCCGUUUGGGACUGUCAAAAAAAACGCACAAACCGGCUGCGAAAGCUGAAACCGACCACUCCGUAGCAGCCAGCAACGGAAAUGUACACAAAACGAUGUAGUUCCCGACGCGACGUUACCGCGACUUACGAAAGACAAAUAUUUUUUAUGAACGUUUUCAAUAUAUACAUAUAAUGUAUAUAUAUACAUAUAUAUGUAUAUGUAUGUAUAAUUUAUAACAUAUAAUAUUAUAUUAUGUAUUAUAAUAUAAAUUAUAGUUAUAUUUAUAAUUUAUUAUACAUAUAUGUACAUAUAUAAAUGUAUCUGUAUAACAAUAUUUCUUGUUACAACGUAUUACAGAUGUGAAAGUUUAUCUAUAAUGUACGACGCGUAUUCGUGUAGAAUAUGAUUAUUAUCGAAACCGCGCGCGAUGUAUCAUUUUUAUAUAACAUGAAACAAAUUUUAUAAUUCGCCUAAAUAUAUAGCCGUUUUAUCUACGUCAA